This is a messenger RNA of Hippocampus zosterae (dwarf seahorse), 3444 nucleotides long. It is a transcript of the gene vax1, whose product is annotated as ventral anterior homeobox 1. Gene Ontology annotation, molecular function: DNA-binding transcription factor activity, RNA polymerase II-specific; DNA binding. The transcript is spliced from 3 exons. The record is from RefSeq and is a predicted model, not a curated record. The coding region runs from base 1187 to 2119 and encodes 310 amino acids. NCBI's taxonomy places the organism in Eukaryota, Metazoa, Chordata, Actinopteri, Syngnathiformes, Syngnathidae. Gene Ontology annotation, biological process: central nervous system development; brain development; regulation of DNA-templated transcription.
GGAAGGCGAGCGGUGCAGAGGGGUAGGGACCAUUCCAGGGGUAUGCAUGUGUGAGAAAGUGCAGGGAGCCGAACCACUAAUGACAAGUUUUGUUCCCCCCUUUUUUUUUUUUUUUUUUUUUGCAUUUUGCGAAUGUGUAGGUUAAGAUCAUGAGAGCUGAAGUCAGUUUGUGGGCUUCAGUCAUUUGCUUUCAGGAGGACGCAGUGAACAAGACUUUGCUGGGUUGUUUUGUCUGGCUAGCAAAAAAAACAACAACAAAAAACAAGAAAAAGAAAAAAAAAAAAGAAACAGGACAGCUAAAAGCUUUUAACAGAAAUCUCGCCGUCACGGGUCUUCAUAUAUCCAAUGUAAUAUGGAUUUAAUCCGAAAGUGUUUUCCUCUCUCUUCCUUUUUCUCUGUCUGUCCUUUACCACUGGCAAAUUCCCUGCAUCUCUUGCCUACAAUAGCGGCAGAUGUGAGCAUUACAGGACAACCUUGAAUGGCAGCGGAGCCGAAGAGAAAUAGGAUCAAAGUUCACAGACAUUCGACGGCAAUCAGAUGCGCAGUGAAAAGUUGAGGAAGAAAAUGCCUUCUCGGGUUGUGGUGGCUGAAAGAAUGAAACAAUCGGGAACUUUAGGUGGCUCUGGAGUAGUCACAUCCCUGUGACUGACUAUGUUCAUGUGAGGUUUCGGGGAGGCUUGGUUGCGAGGCAAGACCAAUCAUUUCGCUUGAUUCCCUGGGCUGUCAACAAACGGACGGGAACCAUCAAAACCUGGUCGAUUUCCCCCCCAAACAAUUUUGAGUAUUCACGAGGUUACGCAAAUGUGGAGGCAGCAAAAUUACGGCAAUCAGUUGAAACAGCGAGGGCUGAUUAUGUGUCGCUCAUUUAUCAGCCUGAUGUCUUCGUAACGAGGAAAGAGGCGCAUUGAAUUAUCAUCGAGUUUCAUUGAGACGUCCAAGAUCAUUGGGCAAGGGAGUUGGUCAGUGAAAAUAGGGUUUCCUUGGCUGGGUGGCAGAAGUCUUUCACCAUUAGAUAGCUGAUGCUACCUUGCUGCAAGGUGCUGUUUCGAAACUAAACCCAUAGUGGUCAGAUGAUCUGUUGCGCUGUGUUCUCUUGAAUUUCCUUCUCUUUUUUUUUUUUUUUUUUAAACCGGGACAAAGGAAGAAGGAAAAAGAGGCGGCCAAGCUGCAGGUCUAAGAACUGAGCAUGGAGGUCAGGUACAACCAAGAGACAGAAGCAAUGGUGCUGAAGAAUGGACUUAAGGAGGGCAAAGAUGGAAAGGACUCACAGGGCAGUUUGUCCAAAAGCUUUCUAAAGGAGCAACACGGCUCUUUUUCCUCCUCUGGGACUGUGGAAAACUGCGAGAAAAACAGGGGGAGCGCCGCAGACCCGGACUACUGUCGGAGAAUACUUGUGCGAGAUGCAAAAGGCUCCAUCAGAGAGAUUAUCCUACCCAAGGGUUUGGAUUUGGACCGGCCCAAAAGAACCCGCACCUCUUUCACUGCAGAGCAACUCUACAGGUUAGAGAUGGAGUUUCAGAGGUGUCAGUAUGUUGUGGGAAGGGAGCGAACAGAAUUGGCCCGUCAGCUCAAUCUGUCUGAAACUCAGGUAAAGGUUUGGUUCCAGAACCGGCGCACAAAGCAGAAAAAGGACCAGGGGAAGGACUCAGAACUUCGCUCAGUAGUUUCGGAGACGGCAGCGACCUGCAGUGUCCUCAGACUGUUGGAGCAGGGUCGGCUGCUCACACCCACGGGCCUACCAGGCAUCUUGCCCCACUGUGGUAGCGGCACUUUGGGCUCAACCCUCCGGCCCGCCUCCAUUAACAUGGGCAACAACACCAGCAGCAUCGGAGGUAGCAGUGGAGCCGCUGGUGGCAGCCCAACUCUACCCGCUGUCACCAACUCCGGGACGGUGCCAGGCCUGCAGAGCUCUGCGGCGGCUCACGGCUUGUUUAGCUUCCCCAUGCCCUCCUUACUUGGCGGUGUCACCAACCGCAUGUCGUCAAACCCGCUGACCAUGGCUAGUUCAUUGGCCGGCAAUCUGCAAGAACUCUCUGCCCGCUAUCUGAGCUCUUCUGCUUUUGAACCUUACUCACGGACCAACGGCAAAGAAUCCAUGGACAAGAAGAUUCUAGACUGAUGCUGUCUAUUGAUGUGGAAGUAUGUUUUUUUCCUGUGGAGUUUUUGGGUUGUUAUUUGGCUGAACCUGUCUUUAUUUUAGUCACUGUCUCAUCUGUCUGUGUCAUCGAGUUUAGUGAUUGUCUGGUAAACGAGAAACAUAUCAAGACCUCCACACACUCAUCUCGUAUAGACAGAUUUGGUUGUGGAAAUGUUGUCUGUAAAAUGUUAAUGGAGGGGUGAUUUUGAGAGGCAAUUCUUAAAGGGAUAAUUUGAAGAUCUUUCAGAAAACGCUCUACGUUAAUCAACUUCAAAUAUUCUUUCAAGGUUGGGGGGGGGGGGGGCCCGCACAGUGCAUAGGGUUAUGACAUGACAUGACAAAAGGAGGCCAGCAUAAAAAGAUAUUGACUGUGUAAUAUUAUUUAAUGUAUUGGGUAGUUCAAACAAGACACAAGACGUGAGUAGUUGUAGAGAAAGAAGCUGUUUUGUGUAGCAGUACUGUAUGUCAGAUGACACGUGUCACAGUCACCUGGUUUUGAGCUGUCUUGUAUAUUCAUUUGUGAGAAACUUGGCUUCAACAUAAACAUUCAAGAGAUGUAGUGGUCAUUCAGCACAACUGCUCAUUGUCUUCUCAAUGGUUUAUUGAAGACUGGAAUAUUUUUAUUCAGCGUCUGUGGUGGUUUUUGUCCUCAACUUGCAGUACCCAACCUUUACUUUUGAUCAUUUUUCUUGUCUGUGAUUUUGCUACCAUUAUGACUUUUGCUGUAUCGUCCUUUAGAAAAGCUUAGCUUUUCACCAGCAGUGUGCUGUAGGGUUAUGACAUGACAUGACAAAAGGAGGCCAGCAUAAAAAGAUAUUUCUUGACUGUGUAAUAUUAUUUCAUGUGAUGAUCACCAAAAUAGGAAAAGGUUUAUCAGCCUCAAGGUUAUCAGCUAAAGAAAUCCCUUUAGCUCCUUUGUGAAAUCCGCGGCCAUUAAGGCAGACACACUUGGAGAAAGGUUGAAAUGUUUGUGCUAUAAAAAUACUGCAAAUGAGAGUUGUAUGUUUUAAAAUUGUCAUUUUAUUGUAAAUUAUUCAAUUUUGUAAUUAUUAUAUUAGUAUAUCUGGUAAAUCAAGGAUGAAUAAAUGUACGGAACGGAUUGCGUGAUCAGUUCAAAGCUAUUUAGUGCUGUGUUGUGAGGUUUGUCAAAUGUGCGGUCCAAAUGUGGAUAUAUAUAGACUGUAUAUCAUGUAUACUCUUUGGCGACAUGCUUUGCAUUGUUUCUUUACUUCAUCUUCCCAUGAAUCAAGUUUAUUGAUACAUUCCGUGACUGUUUUAUAUAUAUCUAAUACAUGGUGGUUUGAUAA